UAUAUUAUAUUAUAUUAUAUUAGUGUGUAUAUAUAUUCUGCACGCAGCAGCAACAACAACAACAACGCCUCUCAUUCUCUCUCUCUCUCUCUCUGAUCAUGAGUUACUACAACAACCAGCAGCAACCGCCCGUCGGCGUUCCUCCGCCGCAAGGUUACCCGGCGCCGGAUACUUAUGGAAAGGACGCUUACCCGCCGCCAGGGUACCCUCCGCAACAAGGUUACCCUCCAGCAGGGUAUCCGCCACAGGGCUACCCUCCGCAGUACGCUCCUCCUCCUCCUCAGUACUCUCAGCCUCCGCCGCCUCAAAAGAAUUCAUCUGGCCCUGGUUGCAUGGAAGGAUGUUUGGCUGCUCUGUGCUGUUGCUGCCUCCUGGAUGCUUGCUUCUGAGAAGACAUUGCUUUGGACAAAUUGAAUUUGCAAGUGUAUUUUGAGAUUGGGAACAGAAUGAACAUUGUCCUUAAUUAGUUUGCCUUUGUUUUUCAUUGUUGCUCGUGAACUUUUAUGAAUAUAAACUAUUGCUUUCAAAGAUA
Lotus japonicus is the source of this 532-nucleotide messenger RNA. Its product is annotated as cysteine-rich and transmembrane domain-containing protein WIH2-like. The transcript is spliced from 3 exons. Lineage: Eukaryota; Viridiplantae; Streptophyta; Magnoliopsida; Fabales; Fabaceae. The record is from RefSeq and is a predicted model, not a curated record. The coding region runs from base 99 to 389 and encodes 96 amino acids. Gene Ontology annotation, cellular component: plasma membrane.